AGGGGUCGCGCAGCGGGGUCAUUGCUCCAUACAUGAUGGUGUAUUCCAGAACGAUUGCGCGAUGGGGUUAGGGACUUUUGGAUAUAAGUAUCAGUUCCAUCUUCCUAGACAAUCACAAUACAAAAUCAAUUCAAUCUUUCAAAAUGGCUCCAUCAGCAACCGAAACCGUCACGGAAACCCUCCCAAUUCGCACCACUGUCAAGCUCACCAGCAACACUGGUACAUACAAAGAGCUUGCUCCCAUCGGGUACGAAAAGGACACCGAAGAGCAGGGUAAGGACGGCUUCAGCGCUGCCAAGUACCAGAACUAUCUCCCGCACUGGGAAAUUAAUGAACGUUACCCACCUCUUGAGCCAUUCGAGCAUCGUGAUCAUGGUCUCGAUGCCGACAAAAGCUAUCCUGAUCUCCUUCACAGCGGGGUCACCACCACUGAGCUUACCCCCACUAUUGGCACGGAGGUCACGGGAGUUCAACUCAGUAAGCUCAGUCAGGCAGGAAAAGACCAACUUGCAAGAUAUGUUGCAGAGAGAAAGGUAGUCGCAUUCCGGGACCAAGACUUCAAAGACUUGCCCAUCAGUGAGGCAUUGGAUUAUGGACGAUACUUUGGUCGUCUUCAUAUCCACCCUACGUCAGGUGCUCCUAAGGGCUAUCCCGAAGUUCACCUCGUCCACCGAGGAGCAGGCGACAAGACCGCAGAGUCCUUCUUCCAAACCCGGACCAGCUCCGUAGCAUGGCACAGUGAUGUCUCUUACGAAGCUCAACCACCCGGAACGACAUUCCUCUACAUCCUAGAUGUCCCAGAAGUAGGAGGCGACACACUCUUCGCCAACCAAGUCGAAGCCUACGAGCGUCUGAGCGAGGGAUUCAAGGAGCGAUUACACGGCUUGAAGGCUACGCACUCAGGUAUUGAGCAGGUCAAUGCCAGCAAAGGGAAGAAUGGAGCUGUGAGGAGAGAGCCAGUCAUUUCUGAGCACCCCAUUGUUCGGACACAUCCUGUGACUGGAGAGAAGGCUCUCUAUGUCAACCCGCAAUUCACAAGAGGUAUUGUCGGAUACAAGCAGGAAGAAAGUGAUGUCCUGUUGAAAUUCUUGUACGACCACAUCGCCUACGGAGCUGACUUCCAAGCUCGAGUCAAAUGGGCAGAAGGGACUGUGGUUGUGUGGGAUAACAGAGUGACUUCCCACUCAGCUUUGGUUGAUUGGAAGAGCGGACAGCGACGACAUCUGGCAAGAAUUGCGGCGCAAGCUGAGCGUCCUACAGAGACUCCUUACAAGGCAUGAGAAAGAUCGUGAUAGAAGAUUAGAACACUGAAGGCGAGAACCGUCGAGCAGUACAAAUGUAGUCCUCAGCUUCCGCUCUUUGAACUAUUCACG
Molecule: messenger RNA, 1373 nt
Organism: Mollisia scopiformis
Lineage: Eukaryota; Fungi; Ascomycota; Leotiomycetes; Helotiales; Mollisiaceae
Product: putative alpha-ketoglutarate-dependent sulfonate dioxygenase
Exons: 4
Coding region: 144-1280 (378 amino acids)
Cellular component (GO): cytoplasm
Molecular function (GO): 2-oxoglutarate-dependent dioxygenase activity
Source: RefSeq, a predicted model, not a curated record